This is a messenger RNA of Thermothielavioides terrestris NRRL 8126, 2298 nucleotides long. RefSeq lists its product as uncharacterized. Gene Ontology annotation, cellular component: mitochondrion. The transcript has a single exon. The coding region runs from base 165 to 2216 and encodes 683 amino acids. The record is from RefSeq and is a predicted model, not a curated record. Gene Ontology annotation, biological process: mRNA stabilization; mitochondrial gene expression; mitochondrial proton-transporting ATP synthase complex assembly. Lineage: Eukaryota; Fungi; Ascomycota; Sordariomycetes; Sordariales; Chaetomiaceae.
CGCCAAACGGCACGCGAGCUUGCUUCCUCGACAACUCGCAGGGAACCGGAACAGUGCAGCAGGGCUACACUCCAUCCUGUGAACACGCAAUAGGAAGUACGAUGUCUCGGUAAAUCACCGUUUUACGCCAAUUCGACCUUUCAAUGCCGGCUGUUGCUGCAGCAAUGAUCCCCGCGUCCACCCUGCGGGCGGCCCGCUGCUCGGCCUGCCGCCAGUCGGCACUGCGGCUCUUCCUCAGCAACCUGACAGAAGAAGCCCACGCGCGGAUGCCCACGGGGACUGUCACAAGCCGACGCAUCGCCGCCCCGACAACUGCAGGCUUGGGCGCCGCCGCAUUCUCGACGUUCCGACCCACCGCUCGACUCUUGAGCAGUCCCGCGAUCGAAGAACGGGUCGAGGAGCGGCGCGACAACGGCGACAGGAAUGACAACGGAGAGCCGACCGCCUCCUCUUCCUCCGGGUCCGGCGCGUCGUCGUCAGAUGUACCGUGGUAUCUUCAGGUCGAGGCGCCGCGGCACCCGACGCUGCUGCACGAACCGUCGCCGCUGCCCGACGUGCCCGACGGGUCGCCGAAGCUGAUGGAGCCGCUGCUCAGAUUCGUGGCUGACGAGCUGGGCAUGGACGACUUGUCGCUGCUCGACCUGCGCGCCUUGGACCCGCCCGCGGCGCUCGGGCCGGAUCUGAUCAUGCUCUUCGGGACGGCCCGCAGCGAGCGGCACCUCCACGUCUCGGCGGAUCGGCUGGUGCGGUGGCUGCGCGGGCGCGGCGUGUCGGCCAAGGCGGACGGCCUGCUGGGGCGCAACGAGCUCAAGAUCAAGCUCAAGCGGAUGGCGCGCAAGGCGAAGCUGCUGGGUACGUCGGGGCUCGCGGCGCGCGGCGAAGACGACGGCAUCACCACGGGGUGGAUUUGUGUCAACCUCGGCUUGGUCGGCGGCUCGCACGAGGAGGUCCAGAUGGUGGACGAGCACGGCAGGCCGACGGGCUUUGGGGUGCCGCAGACGGGCACGACGAUCGUCGUGCAGAUGCUGACUGAUUCGCGGAGGCGCGAAUUGGAUUUGGAGACGCUGUGGAGUGACAAGCUGAAACGGAGCAUGGAGAAGGCGGGCUCGUUCGAAGCCGUUGAUGCACCCGUCGCGACCCCGACACGGCCAGCCAGCCGGCCGAUGCUCGAUGGCCGCCGUUCUUUCUCCACAUCGUCGAGGCGGCCGGGGGACGUCGUCCUCUCCGACCUCGUGCGCGACAAUUCCAAUGACAACUUGGCGAUCGCUAUGGCAUCCGACAUUUUGCGACACGAUGUGGACUCCAAACUCGAGAUCCUGAGCCAGCUGAAGGAUUACUGGAGCAGUCUGUCGGAAGAGCAAGCAAACACGGCGCUGGCGAGGAUCGAGGGCAUCCAACCUUCGGGCUUUCUCCGUCUAUAUGAGCGGGCAUUGGAAAACCUCCCACCCCUGGUGGCGUUUGAGCACCGGCUUUGGCUGUGGGACAUCGCACGCGCGCGCGACCUUCCCGGGUACGACGUCGGCGUUGCGAUGGAGUGGCUCAGACAAAUCCAGUUCUCGGGUGAUGUGCUGACGCGCACAACAUGCCUGCGGCUUAUCCAGUCCGUUUUUGGCGUUCCUGCCCGGACCGAUGCCGCCGUCCGGGACCAGGCCGCCCUCGCCAUGCAGAUCAUCGACACGAUGUUCAUCCGUGGCGAGAAGGUGCUCGACCACGACGUGCUGGUGACCGUCAUCGAGGCGCUGGUGCGGAACCCUAGCCCGGCACCGGAAGCUGCACGCCUCCUCGCCCAGUUCGAAACCCUGUUGGCGCAGGCAGACCUCCCCUGCCCGUCCGAGGACUUGCUGGCCCGGCUUCUGCAGGCGUACGCGAAGGCCGGGAAGUGGGAGAGGUUCUGGGACGUGUGGCGCAUCCCGCCGCGGCACUGCCAGCCGAGGUCGCGGCGGCUCUACGCACGCGUCUACAGACUCCUUGCGGAGGACGGCCACCGGGUGCGGAUCAUCCAUGGGCUUCGGCGUUGCUAUUACGAGAUGAAGCAUGAGGAGCCCCCGGUCUUGGCCGACGAAGCCAUCCAGCGCGGUCUGCGGGAUUGCAUCCGCAUCGCUGACCCCCGCGCCGAGGCCAUCGCGAAGAUGGUUACUUCCCUGCAGACGCGGAAGAGUAGGGUCGCAGCGAAUCGAGAGUUCGUGUCCAUGCUGGUUGAAAGCGGGGCUGUUUGAUUUAGACCUUGGACGACUCUGCGAUGUCGCCGCAAUGUCAGGCGUGUCAGGAACCUGGCGAAGAUGCCUUUGUACAUACGAA